This is a messenger RNA of Drosophila innubila, 4624 nucleotides long. It is a transcript of the gene Tep2, whose product is annotated as CD109 antigen. The record is from RefSeq and is a predicted model, not a curated record. The coding region runs from base 255 to 4553 and encodes 1432 amino acids. NCBI's taxonomy places the organism in Eukaryota, Metazoa, Arthropoda, Insecta, Diptera, Drosophilidae. Gene Ontology annotation, cellular component: extracellular region. Gene Ontology annotation, molecular function: endopeptidase inhibitor activity. The transcript is spliced from 8 exons.
AUCCGAACGUCGAUCGAUUCGGAUCAAAACGUAUCUUGUGGUUGUUCAGAAAACCCAAAAUGAUUUUUUAUUGUGCUGUGUAUGCGUGUGUACUGUGAAUCAUAGACACUUUUGUAAAUAGUAUUCAAAAGUACCUUCCUUUUUAAUUUUUUUUGCAUAUAUUUCGGUCGCGUGUCCGUGUUUUCCCGAAAGCCCGUUGCGCAAAACAAACGGAUUAGCAUUUUUAAUUGCAAUUUGCAAAACUAAACGCGAAUAUGUCGCGUAAUUUAACAAUUUGCUUUUGUAUUCUUCAAUUGGGGCUGUUCAUAAAUGCCACUGGUUUGUAUACGGUAAUCGGACCUGGCACUAUACGCUCCAACUAUAAGUAUAAUGUGGCAGUUUCUGUGCAUAAAGGCGAAGUAAAGAGCAUCAUUAAAGUGGGCAUUACUGGACCAUCCUACAAUGAGACAAAACAAGUGGAUGUUGAGCCCAAAUCGACGGUGAAUGUUGAAUUCGAUGUGCCGAAAUUAUCAAGUGGCGAUUACAAUCUGACAGCGGCCGGUAUUGAGGGCGUUAUCUUUGAGAAUUCAACGAAAUUAAACUAUGCCGAUAACAAGCCAUCGAUUUUCAUACAAACCGAUAAGGCGACCUACAAGCCAUCGGAUCUUGUUCAAUACCGAGUGCUUAUUCUGGAUGCAAAUACACGACCGGCUGUUAUCGAUAAGCCAAUAACGAUUGUUAUCAGUGAUGGGGCCCAGAAUCGUAUUAAGCAAUUGCUGGACGUUAAACUAACCAAGGGCGUCUUCGCCGGAGAACUUCAGUUAUCGGAACAACCAAUGCUGGGAAUGUGGAAUAUCGCUGUCAGUAUUGCCGAUGAUGGAUCCGAGACAAAAUCCUUUGAGGUAGCCAAAUACGUGCUGCCCAAAUUUCAAGUGGUCGUAGAAUCCGCCAAAGAUAUUGCCAAACAGGAUGGUGUCCUUAAGGCCACAAUUCGGGCCAAGUACACAUAUGGAAAACCGGUGAAGGGCAAGGCAACUGUUUCCAUUUCACCCAACUAUAGUUACUACUCUCCAAGUGGCAAUUCUCUUGAGCAGACGAAAACAGUCGAUGUCGAUGGCAAGGGACAUGUUGAAUUCACACUUUCCGAUAUGGAAUUGCAGUCCGCAUAUAACCCACCUCUCAAAGUCUUUGCUGAAGUGACUGAAGAACUGACGGGCAAUAAACAGAACGCAUCCACUACUGUCAAUCUGCACUCCCAACGCUACAGACUGGAAGCUAUCGAUAAUAGCAUCAGUUAUCAUCCGGGAAAAUCGUUUGUCUAUCAGGUUGUAGUAAAGAACUUGGAUGGCUCACCUGUGCGAGAUGCAACCAAGAAGGCAAAACUAACAUUGGAGCCAUCUCACAGAUACUUUCACUUUGAUAGAACUAUUCAAUCCGAUCCAGACAACGAGUCACAUGUGUUUGAAGCGCUCUUGGAUGAGCAUGGUAUUGCCACAUUCAAUAUUACUCUACCCGUUAGUACGGAUCGGUUCUUCAGUGUUAAGGGAUCCUACGCGGAUGCCACCUCUCAACUGGGUUCCUUAAACAAAUUCCAACCAGCUAUCGAGUCAAAUGACCCUUUGAAGAUCGAAGUGAACACCAAAAUGCCCAAAUUGGGAAAUAGUAUUUCCAUUGAUGUGAAAUCAAACGAACCAAUUCCUUACUUCAUCUACACGAUCGUCGCGCGUGGAAAUAUUGUGAAAUCCGAGUAUGUUGAAGUUCCCGAGAAUCGCAAGAGCCAUACCAUUAAGUUUAACCCGACCUUUGAGAUGGUGCCACAGGCCUCGAUUUAUGUGUACUAUGUCGUCAACAACGAAUUACGUUUCCAGGAGCGGACGCUUAAUUUUGAAAAAGAUUUCGAAAACUCAAUUGAAAUCUCUGCUCCUUUGGAGGCAAAACCAAGUCAAGACGUUAACAUCCAGGUGAAAACCGAUCCCGAUUCGUAUGUGGGUUUGCUUGGCGUCGAUCAGAGUGUUCUAUUGCUAAAGUCUGGCAACGAUUUAUCCCGCGAUGAUGUCUUUAACAGUCUUAACAAGUACAAGACAUCCACACCCUGGCAGCAGGGAUAUGGUCGCUAUCCAGGAGAUUCUUCCGGCUUGGUGACACUCACAAACGCCGAUUAUCCUUAUAAUUUCGUAAAUAACAUUAAAAAACUGGAAACGGGUAUAGUUCCCAUUAUGAAAGUCAGUGGGGAAAGGCUGAAUCCCAACAAAACACGAAAGACAACACAAAAACCAUUUGAAUCUGAAAACUCAGCCGAUGAGGACAAAUACGAGUAUUCAGCGAUUUUCGGCUCUGGAAUACGUGAAAUAUUUAUCGAAUCUUGGAUUUUUGAUGGAAACCUUACAAAAAUUGCUGACUCCGGAGAAUUUACUUUGACGAGAAAGAUACCCGAUACCAUAACUUCAUGGGUUGUGACUGGAUUCUCUUUGAGUCCCAAUAAGGGCUUGGCCCUAACAGAAAAUCCAAGCAAGAUUCGGGUAUUUCAGCCCUUCUUCGUUUCCACCAAUCUGCCUUAUUCGGUGAAGCGAGGUGAGGUCAUUGCCGUGCCCGUUAUUAUCUUCAACUACUUGGACAAGACGCUGGAGGCUGAAGUAACCAUGGAUAACGCAGACAAGGAGUUUGAAUUCACCGAAGCCACCAAUGAAGUUGAGGAAAAGUCCAUAGAUGAAAUACAGCGAGUUAAAAGGAUUACCGUUCCAUCGAAUAAUGGAAAGAGUGUCUCCUUUAUGAUACGCCCCAAGAAGGUGGGGUCCUUAACUUUGAAGAUUACAGCCACAUCGCCGUUGGCGGGAGAUACGAUUCAUCAAAAGUUGAAGGUCGAACCCGAGGGUGUUACGAAAUUCGAGAACAGAGCUGUUUUCAUCAAUCUUCAGAAUCAGAUCGAAUUCAGUCAAGAACUGAAGGUGGAUAUUCCGGCCGAAGCGGUGCCCGAUUCUGGUUUUAUCGAGUUCUCUGUGGUUGGUGAUCUUCUGGGACCCACAAUCAAGAAUCUGGACAAUCUGGUGCGCAUGCCCUACGGUUGUGGUGAACAGAACAUGGUCAAUUUUGUGCCAAAUAUUUUGGUGGUCAAAUAUUUGGAGGUGACUAACCGCAAGAUGCCCAGUGUGGUGUCGAGAGCCAAGAAGUUCCUCGAAGUUGGUUAUCAGCGUGAAUUGACCUAUAAACAUGACGAUGGCUCCUACAGUGCCUUUGGUAAAUCGGAUCCCUCCGGCAGCACUUGGUUGACUGCCUACGUUGUAAGGUCCUUCCAUCAAGCUGCAAAAUACACAAAUGUCGAUCCUAAGAUAAUAAUGGAGGGCCUCGAUUUCCUGGCCUCCAAGCAGAAGGAAAAUGGCGAAUUUCCCGAGGUGGGAAAACUCUUUGAUAAUGCCAAUCACAAUGCUCUUGGUCUUACAUCCUUUGUGCUGAUUGCGUUCUUUGAAAAUGAGGAAGUAAUAUCGAAAUACAAGGAAAACAUCGACAAGGCUCUACAAUAUGUGGCCGAGGAGGUGGAUAAAACAGACGAUCAAUAUUCCAUGUCGAUUGCAGCUGUUGCUCUGCAGUUGGCCAAGCAUCCACAGGCCAAGAAGGUGUUGGCCAAACUGCAGAGUCUUGCCAAGCAGGAAGAUGGUCGCACCUGGUGGUCCAAGGCAAAUUCGCCGUCCAGUGAAUCGGAUCGUUCAGUCUACUGGCAUCCACGUAGUAAUGAUGUUGAGAUUACAUCUUAUGUGCUGAUGGCACUCCUGGAGGAGGAAUCUGCCGAGGCAUCGCUGCCGAUCAUCAAGUGGUUGAUUGCCCAGCGUAAUAGCAACGGUGGCUUCUCCUCCACACAGGAUACGGUCAUCGGUCUGCAAGCCUUGACCAAGUUCGCCUUUAAGACGGGUUCUGGCACUGGAAACAUCGACAUUGACUUUACAUCCUCCGAUGGCGCUGGCAAUGACAACAAGGACACCAUUCAAGUGAAACCUGACAACUCAUUGGUCCUGCAGAGUCACGUACUGCCAAAGACAACACAAAAGAUCGAUUUUACCGCCAAGGGUCAAGGAUCGGCAAUGGUUCAACUGUCGUAUCGCUACAAUCUGGCUGAGAAGGACAAGAAGCCCAGCUUCAAGGUAACGCCCACUGUGAAGGACACUCCCCUGCAGCAGCUGACUCUUGAGAUCUGUGCCGAAUACGUGCCCCUAGAAUCGAACGAUCCAACCAAGGACUCCAACAUGGCUGUCAUGGAAAUCGCUCUUCCCUCCGGGUUCGUUGGAGAUUUAGAUAGCUUUGGCAAAAUUGAAUCGAUUGAUCGAGUGAAGCGUAUCGAGACCAAGAACUCUGACUCCACGGUGAUUGUCUACUUCGACAGCCUGACGCCAGGUGAUGUCAAGUGUCUACCUGUGGAGGGAAUUCGGGCCCAUUCUGUGGCCAAGCAGAAGCCCGCUGCCGUUUCCCUUUACGACUACUACGAGACGGAUCGCCGUGCUACCGAGUACUACCAGGUCAAGUCCUCACUCUGCGACAUUUGUGAGGGAUCUGACUGUGGCGAAGGAUGCAAGCAGGAUAAAUAGGUUUCAUUAUCUUUACUAUAAAGUGAAGCUUUAUUCAAAUAAAUGUGCAUUAUAUAUUUGUGUAUUCUAUA